Messenger RNA from Protopterus annectens (West African lungfish), 5239 nucleotides. RefSeq names its product zinc transporter ZIP4-like. The transcript has 12 exons. Gene Ontology annotation, cellular component: membrane. The record is from RefSeq and is a predicted model, not a curated record. Gene Ontology annotation, biological process: intracellular zinc ion homeostasis; zinc ion import across plasma membrane. The coding region runs from base 168 to 2402 and encodes 744 amino acids. Lineage: Eukaryota; Metazoa; Chordata; Ceratodontiformes; Protopteridae. Gene Ontology annotation, molecular function: zinc ion transmembrane transporter activity.
AAAUGACUGGACGUAAUACAGUAGUCUCACAAGUUUUGCAAACAAGCAAAUGUGAGCUGCAUUCCUAGAGUCUUCAGGUACUGAAAGACAUCCAUAAGUGUUCAGCAGGACUUCUCCAUCAGUAUAUCUGGGUUGUUUAAUUUGAGGGAAAAGAUUUUACUCACAGGAUGCUGCCUGUUUCUCUGAUAUGUCUCCUGAUUCAGGUUGCUGUGACUUUCUUAGGACUGGCUCACUGCCAAACUACAACUGGACGGUUCAACACUCAACAGAAGGUGUUCCAGGAGGUGCUGGCUGUCCUGUCCACGGGAGGGGACUCUUUGGAUGAAAAUGGAGUCAACAAAUUUUUAAGUAUAUUUGAGAAACAUGUUUAUUGCCAUGGAGUGCCAUGUGGAAAAUGUAUAACACCUGAAGAUGUGUUUGGACUUAUUCAAGAUCAUCCAACCUCAACAAGGGUCCUAACCUCAGAGGAUCUCCCGCAGAUGUCAGCUGGACUCAUUUAUUACUUAACUGAUCCUACUGAUGUGUGUGAGGUUAUCAAAGCUGGUCAGUGGGCAGAGAAGACAGCCACCUUUGUAGAACAGUUUAUGAACAAUUCACUUAGUAAUGAAGAUGCUGACCAUGGGGAGGAGAGCACAUACAAUCAUCUGCAAGAGCAGUUACUACAUGUAUCGGAGCAUUACAAAGGCAAUGAAACAGAGCAGACCUGCCUGGACAUGCAUAACUUACUGGACGAGGGUGGCCUUGAACCUUCCAAUCUCACAAAAGCAGCCAUUUACCAAGUUUUCAGCAUCACUAUCUACCAUAUGCUGAGUGGCGACUGUAUCCACAUCCUCCCAGAGGCGCAUUUCUUCUUGGAUUUUAUCUUCCGACGGUUUGACAACGAGUCUAGAAAUAUGACAGUAGAAGACCUGAGAAUUUUGAUGCAACAUUUGAAGCUGGGCAGUUCUAACCAAGACCAUGACCAAGGCCACGAGCAUGAGCAUGAUCAUGAUCAUGCCGAUUACACUAACCAGGACCAUGGUGAAGACCAUGGCCAUGAUCAUGUUGAACACAUUGACCAUAGAAGAAAUGCUUUUGGGCAGUACAAUGGUGUUUUUGGAGACAGCCCUUCACAUAACACUGGCCUUACAGGAGUUGGGCUGCAACAAGAAAGUGAUCUACUGGGCAGUGGAAUUCUCCAAAUCAGAAAGAAACGCAGUACAGAUGAGCAUGAACGAGAGUCACACAAUCACCCUUGGGACAUGACCUGUUUCUCUGCAGAUGAACUAGUGGAAAUUUACCACAUUAGUAAUGAGAUGGGAAUUUCACGUACUGAGUUUACAGAGCUCUGCCCAGCCCUUAUUCAACAGUUACUGAGUAGGGCUUGCUCCAGAUCUAAGCCUGGAACACCAUCAAUCAGUGACAUCACAGUUGCAGAAAAGUAUAUCUAUGGUUCAAUUGCCACACUCAUUAUCUGUAUCUGUGCCCUGUGUGGUAUUGUCGUCCUGUUGUGUACUUCUUGUACCAGUGCCUAUGAGUACGUCAUUCAGUUUUUUGUUAGCCUGGCUGUGGGGUCCCUCACCGGAGAUGCCAUCCUUCACCUGAUACCUAUGUUUCUAGGACUGCAUGGACACUCUGAUGGUCCAGACAAUGAACAUCAUGACCACAGCUCAGAGGAUCAAACAUACAUCUGGAAAUUGUUAGCAGUUUUAGGUGGACUCUAUGCAUUUUUUCUUCUAGAAAAGAUGUUUGACAUUGCACUUGGUGACCAUGGAAAGAAAGCAGAGGAAGAAGCAGACGGCCAUCAUUGCCAUGAUUUGUCACUUCAGAAUUACGUCAACCUGAGGAAGAAGAGGAAGGAGCAAAACCAAAGUACUGCCACGUCCGAGGUUGACCUGGUACAGAUCGAGAAUGCUGAGGUUGCCAAUCAGAAUACAAAACACAAAAGCAGAGAACUAAGGAUGAUCCCAUACAUGAUCACGAUCGGUGAUGCGAUCCAUAACUUUGCUGAUGGACUAGCGAUAGGUGCAGCAUUCUCAAAAUCCUGGCAAACAGGACUUGGUACAUCAAUUGCUGUGUUCUGCCAUGAACUGCCCCAUGAACUAGGGGAUUUUGCAGCUCUGCUUCACGCAGGGCUGUCCAUUAAGAUGGCGCUGCUUCUUAACUUCGGCAGUGCACUGACAGCUUUCAUUGGGCUAUACAUUGCAUUGUCCAUCUCCGCAGAUGAAGUGGUGCAGCAAUGGAUAUUCACUGUCACUGCUGGACUUUUUCUUUAUGUAGCACUUGCAGAUAUGCUUCCUGCAAUGAUGAACAGCAAGCAAAACAGGCCAUGGCUCCUCUUUGCCCUGCAUAAUUUGGGACUACUGCUUGGAUGGGCUAUCCUUCUGUUGCUGUCCCUUUAUGAAGAUAACAUUGCUGUAUGAUGUCCACACAUGACAAAAGAGAAGAACUGUACUGUUUUGUUGACAUCCCUGAGUAAUCAGGGCAAUAAAGAAUCUUGACUGCAAAUCAGCUAGUGUUUGCAAACUCAGGAAAAUACCUAUUCAUUUGGGUUGCCAGAUACAGAGUGGUACAAUCGUCCUCAAUAAGCCACAGCAGAUGAUGAUCAGAAAGUCAGGACAUGUACGCUACAGAUAUGGGCUGUCAUAAUCUCCCUCACAUAAAAUAGGGAUGCAGGGUAAUUUUGAUUUCCUUUAAGAUUGGGAGAAAGAACAUGUUUGUUUUCAUCCAGCAUCAAUAUAUAGAUUAUGUUCAUGUCAAUUAUUUUCACCAGAUGUUAUGCGUAUGUCCUCAUCGUCAGUGUUUUUAUGUUAUUGCUCUUCCAGCAUAACGUUUUAGCCCUUGUAUCCCUUAAUGUCUUAUGCGCUUCUUUUUGUGGUUUGCCAUCUUUGGAAAAAUGCUGUGUUUUUCUACUUUCUCUUGGUUUUAUAGUGCCCUACCCAAUAAAGUAGAUGUCAUCCAGUUCUUCUUUUUACCCCAGUUUGCUAGUGUAGUGACAUUUAUGGCAUACAUUGUGGGUACUUCUGUUCCUAUUUUUCUAACAGCUAUGUAAUAUAUCUGUUCUCUGUACUGGUAAAAGCACUCUUGAUGCUUGAUGUUAUAGCAGCCUAUCCACUGACACAAUGGCAUGUGUUUGUCUGUUUCUAGUAUUACACUAAACUAUGUUUCCAUAUGAUACUACAUUUCCCAGACAUAUCCCAGUGAAUUCAUUCAUAACACAAUCUGCACAGCUGACAUUACAGUACAGGUGUACCUCAUACAAUGCCACACAAUAAAAUCAGUUGUGCCAUGCCCUUGUUUGGGUAUUGAUCAUAUAAAUGAAUGAGAUGGCAAAAAGAGCAAGGAGUGCUUAUUUAUUCAAUAUUUCCUUGCAUGGUAAUUGAUAAAGUGGCCUGUCCAAAUGCUGGCCAACUUCAGCUAUCGUCAAUCAAAUACAAGGAAAACACACACAAAGAACAGAACAUUGCUACAGCGCUAUGUAAUAUGACAGAAUGCCAUAAAGUUAUAAAUGCAAUGUAAGCUAAAGACAACAGUAAUUUGUCCAGCCUCAUAAUACAUAACAUAACAUAAGGGAAUACAUAGUGUUAAAUAUUGGUUACCAGCCCUAGAUGAGGAGACAGUCUUAUUUGUACACCACUGUAGAUAAAAGAUGUGACUAGAUAAUACAAAUCAUUAAUUUUCUUAGUAAAAUUGCAAGUGCUAACCUAGAUUUAAAGUACUCUUCCUAAUUUAAGCGCAAGAAUAACUUUGGUGAGAUUUCUUUUAAAUGCAACUUCUGUUUUAGAAAUGGUCACAGAUAACUGUUUACCCAUUUCAGCUGUCAAUGCUUAUGUUUAAUUCUUGCUGAGUGCACCAAAAUGCCAGUGCCAAAUUUGAUUGUAAAAUAUGAAUACGGUCAUGUUCACAACUGCACCUUAUCACAUUCUGGUCAUGUUCACAACUGCACCUUAUCACAUUCUACUGUGGUCCAGUUGAUUGAAGUUCCAUUCAGUGAGAAAGUUUUUGGAACGUUUUCCUUACUGACUUUUUUUUUAUCACAGAAGGAUGCUUGACUGUACGUGAAUGGCUGCUGCCAAACUUUUAUGUGGGUAAAGAUCUCCUGAAAUAAAAUAUAACCAGUUUUGAUAUCUUUAACAACUUGGAUUAUAUUAUAUUUCUUUGCACAGUCCUUUCAGUAACUAAAAACAUUUGUUGAGUAUGAUCUGAGAACUAACUAGUGCUUUUUCUAAAUUUGUUUUGAAUAAUUUCUGUGCUUCCCAUUUUAGCCUCAGAGCUGCUUGUUAACACAGUGAUAUUAUGCAUAUUAACUGCUUUUAUACUAUACCCAUAUUUUCCACUAGCAAAUUACAUGGUGACAUAUUUUCCUCCUGACAUUAUUCUGUACCUCCCAAUCUCUGUGGGUUCACACUAUGACAUUCCUACCCAGUGAUAAUAUUCCAUACCUACACGUCUUACUAUUGACAGUCGUCAGUUUCAUCUUUAAAUCAUAAUUCUAUAUCUUCCAUCUUUAAAUCAUAACUCCAUGUCCACCAACCCCCCCCCCCUUUAUUUAUUUGCAGCUACAGUGAUUUGCCUCACUUACUGCUGACACCAUGCUAUUUUGUCACUCUUUUGCAAUUCAUGAAAAUAUGACCCUUUACCUCUUUAGGGUGAGAAUACACUCUGCUCCUACAAUAUGAUACAAUCAUUAACAGUCAUAGCUGAGCAAGAAUUGUUCUUGAUUUCUUCAUCAAGUAAUGAUGCAGCACAAUUCUUAGACAUUUAUUUCUUUGGACUCUGUGCUUCAGGACCAAUGGUUACUAUUAAAUCUCAGUAUCUCUCCCCCCUAGUGACCAAUGUGAAGUAUAUGGAGCUCCAGUCUUGAGGCAAUCUAGAAGGAUCCACACCUGUUCCAAGUGGAGGAGCCCAAGUCUCUCCAUCCUAUAAAAGAAAUGGUUGCAUACAGAUAGAGCCAUAGAGACUAGAGCCUGGGCUAGAGAAACAAACAGUCUGGGGUCUGUUGAGAGAGACCAAGACCAAGACACAUGAGCAUUACAUGCAGAGACAGAACCAGAGAAAGGAUCAGGCAAAGGAGUGAGAGCAGAUUAGAAGGGAGCCUGAGCUGAGAAUUUGGAAAGGAAAAGGCUGGAAGGGUGGAAAAGAAGCCAAAACUGAAACUUACCAAUCAAAAGUGAGUCCUUUGAACAGCAGAUAGCUUAGCAUGGUACAAAAUUGACUGUGAAGAUAAAUAAAAUAAGAGUUUUGUUUUUUUUAAUAUUAA